Lethenteron reissneri (Far Eastern brook lamprey) is the source of this 2365-nucleotide messenger RNA. RefSeq names its product zinc finger and BTB domain-containing protein 42-like. Gene Ontology annotation, cellular component: nucleus. The record is from RefSeq and is a predicted model, not a curated record. Gene Ontology annotation, biological process: regulation of transcription by RNA polymerase II. Gene Ontology annotation, molecular function: protein binding; DNA-binding transcription factor activity, RNA polymerase II-specific. NCBI's taxonomy places the organism in Eukaryota, Metazoa, Chordata, Hyperoartia, Petromyzontiformes, Petromyzontidae.
GCAGCUGGAGGGGAGCAUUCCCGGGCAGGGGAGCCGUGAUGUCAGAGCAGCUGCCAGCCAGACUCGCUGCUGCUGCUGCUGCUUCUACCUCCUCCUCCUGCUGCUGCUGCCGCCGCUGCUGCUUCUGCUACUGCCGCCGCCGCCGCUUAUUCUACACAAGCAGCAGCAGGAGCAGCAGCAGCAGCACGCUUGUUGCCCCGGCGCUCUGCGAACGCUGCAUCGACACUCUUAUUCUAUCUGCUGCUGCUGCAGCUGCGGCUGCUGCUGCUGCGUUGUCGCGACUCGGGCCGGGCCGGACCAGAGAGGCGGAGGGGAGAAGACGCAACUGCAGCAGCAGCCGCCAGGAUCAGCCCGUGAUGCUGGUCCCGCGAUGGAGUUCCCGGAGCACAGCCGACAGCUGCUCCAGUGCCUGAGUCGCCAGCGCUUGCAGGGCUUCCUGUGCGACUGCACCGUGCUCGUGGGCGGCUCCGAGUUCCGAGCGCACCGUGCCGUGCUCGCCUCCUGCAGCGGCUACUUCCACCUCUUCUACCGCGACGAGAGGCCCCGACGUGGCUUCCGCGACCACCUCGGCCUCCGAGGCCGGGAGAGGGGGGGGGAGCGGGAGCAGGAGGAGGAGCAGGAGGAGACGGCGGGCGACGCGGCGGAGGCGACGGCGGUGGCGUCGAUCUCCGGGGGGGUCCCGAGGCCCCCCGCGGAGUCCGCGGCGGGGCUCGUGGUGCGGCUGAACGGGGACGCGGUGACGGCGCCCGCGUUCGGGGCCCUGCUCGAGUUCAUGUACGAGGGCCGCCUGCGCGUGGACGGGCUGCCCGUGGAGGACGUGCUGGCGGCCGCCAGCUACCUACACAUGUACGACAUCGUCAAGGUGUGCAAGCAGAGGCUCCGAGGACGUGGCGACGGGGUCGGGGUCCCUGCGCCAGAGCGGUGCCCCCGGCCGUGUCCGGAGAACAUCUGCGUGAAGAUAGAGGCGGGGGAGGAGGAGGAGAUGGUGUUGGCGGCUGUGUGCGGCGACGAGGGCGUGAGCAGCGUGCGAAGCGUCGCCGAGGGUGGCUCUCACGGCGGUGGCAGCCGUCUGGCGGCGAGGGCAGCGCCGUACGGCGCGGCAGCUGGGAAAACGGCGUCAACGGCUCCAUUGUUGCGCGGCGGCUCUGGCAUCUCAAUUAAGGGCCUCGGUGAGAGCGCGCUCGACCUGUCAGUCAAGCCGGCAUCUGCGGCGGCGAGGGCGUGCGACCCCGACCUCCCGGGGCACACGGGCCUAGGUGAAAGGGAAGCGGCUGCCGCCGCAGCUGUUACAGCUACCGCCGCCGCCGCCGCUGCUGUCUCGGCAAAGGGCCUCCCUGCUGCAGGAGGAGCGAGGAGGAGAUUGCGACGAGGAGAUGUGCGACGCGGACGAGGACCCGGCGAGGAGAGCGGACGACCUCGCGAGCAACUCGUCGCACCGCUCCAGCGGCGUGAGCUGCGAGCUCUCGGAGAAGGUUCCCUCGACCUCCAGCGAGCUGGACCACGAGGACGACGUGGGCAGCUCGGACGAGGGCAUGGAGCCAGAGAUGAGCCGCCCGCGUCCCUGGGCCACUUCCGCUUCAAGGACGAGGCGCUGCUGCUGCCCUUGUCGCUGCGCGAGGGCGGCGGCCCGCUGCUGGGCUCGGCGGGGUUGGUGUUCGCCUGCCCCCUGUGCGGCCAGGCCAUGCCGUGCCCCCAGGCUCUGCAGAUCCACCUCAGCCUGCACUUCAGCGAGCGCCGCGCGGAGCCCAAGGUGGAACGCGUGGCGGGCCACCGCGGCCCGCACGGCCUGCAGCCCCAUGGCAACGGCAAGGUCAAGCCGCCCCUGCCGCCGCCCCCGCCGCCGCUGCCGCCGCCUCUGUCGGGCGCGUGUCCCGGCGGCGCGGCGCCGUUCGGGCCGGGGCCCGUGGGCAUCGCGGAGGCCUCGCCGCCGGCCCUCGGCGGGGCCGAAGGGGACGUGCCCACGUGCGCCACGUGCGGGAAGACGUUCUCGUGCGCGUACACGCUGCGGCGGCACGAACGCACGCACUCGGGCGAGAAACCCUACACGUGCGCCACGUGCGGCAAGAGCUUCCAGUACUCGCACAACCUGACGCGCCACGCCGUGGUGCACACGCGCGAGAAGCCGCACGCCUGCAAGUGGUGCGAGCGGCGCUUCACGCAGUCGGGGGACCUGUACCGGCACAUGCGCAAAUUCCACGGCGGCCUCGCGGGCUCAGUGACCGCGCAGUGAACUCGCCGAUGGCUCCCCGUCUCUCCGUGCGGGAUCCGCGUGGCGGCGGUCCCCGUUGCUCCGUUGCCCUGCACUUCUCGCCGGUGAUCGUUGCCGAGAUGACUCCGCGCGGGGGUUCCGUGGGCGCCGUGGGUU